AAACGGGAGCUUUGUUUGUCGGGCAAGCAGAUCAUUCCCAGAUUCCUGAUCAUCUGCGCCUCGGCAGCGCCCUAUCGAGAUUCGGGUCGCUAGUGGCUCGUCCCCAUCGCUUCGUCUCCGUCUCGCCCCCACGCUGUCGCCUGUAUCCUAGGGUAGAGGGAGCACCUAAGAGCUCCCGCUCAGGCUUCGCACCGCACUGGGGGCCCACCUUGACCAUCCCAGAAACCCGUCUCUCGCGCCUCCCUCCACGUGCCAUCCACGUGCCAUUCUCGUGACAUUCACGUGUCAUCUACGCCGCAUUCGCGUGCCGCAUCCACGGUCCCCUGCUCCCGAGCCCCACUGCCUGUUCGAUACUACCCGCAUCCGAAAAAACUGCUGAAACCCAUUGCUGUACCCCUUAUUUUGUCAUGCCUCGUUAUAGUCACUUGGUAGCACCAACCGCGUGAGCUUCGGAUAGGCCGUACGCCCGCCUCGAUAACGUCGCUCCUUAUAUCGCAGCAAUACUCGUUGGAACAACGAGCCUUACAAGACUUCCCUUCAGUAUCACCCUUGCGAGGUCGCAUCGUUAACCUUCCCCGGAUGUCGCCUGCGACUAGCUUUCUGCGACAAGCAGCGCGCUCCGUACUCGCCCGGCCGGCCAAUGCCACGUCAGCAGCAGCCACGUCAGCGUUGCGUGGCAUCGCGACCGCCACUGGGAUGGCUCCGGGCAGCAGUCUGGGCGCAGGGGGGGAGGCGGGAGGCGCGGAACCUGCGACAGCUGUAGCUUCCCAGCCGUUGGCGGAAGGGGAAAAGUUCAAGGUGCUCUUCUGUGGCGAUGAGUUCCCCGAAGCCUACACCUACUCAGCCGAGCUGCUACACCAAGAGCCCAACAUGGAAGUUUCCUGGCACCCGCGUGGCGAGAUCCCUCGGCGAAUCAGAGACUGCCACGUCGUCGUGCCGCGGAUGACCCGCCUGGACGCGGGAACCAUCGCAGAAGCUUCCAAGCUGCAGCUGAUAGUGCAGUUUGGGGUGGGUUUGGAGGGGGUUGACGUGGCAGCAGCAACGGAGAGGGGGAUCAGAGUGGGGAGAAUACCGAGUGCUGACACGGGCAAUGCUGUGUCCUGCGCCGAGCAUGCCAUAUACCUCGCCCUGGCACUUCUAAGGAAGCAGAAGGGAAUGCAGGAGUCCGUCCAGCAGCAGCGGCUGGGCCAGCCCAUCGGGCAAACCAUCUUUGGCAAGUCGGCGCUAAUAGUGGGCUACGGUGGGAUUGGAAAGGCACUUGCUGCAAGGCUGCGGGCGUUCGGAGUGACGUGGAUGGGGGGAGUGAGAAAGGGUUGGGCGGGCGCUCACGGGAGGAAAGGCGAAGGCAAGGACGAGCCAGAUGGGCUGCUGGACGAGUGGGGGGGUCCCGAGAGCCUCCAGGGGAUGCUGCCAGUGGCGGACCUUGUCUUUUUGUGCUGCCAGCAGACAACCGAGACUAUUGGGAUGGUCGACGCUGGCUUCCUCACAGCGAUGAAAAAGUCGGCCAUUUUGAUCAACGUGGCAAGAGGGGGUCUCCUCCACUACCCCUCCAUCCACCAAGCGCUCGAGUCGGUUUCGCUGGCGGGCCUUGGGAUUGACGUGGCGUGGCAAGAGCCCAUUGACCCAUUGGAGCCCCUUCUGAAGCACCCUAACGUUAUAGUCACACCGCACAUUGCGGGCGUUACUGAGGUGUCCUACCGCAGAAUGGCUCAGAUUAUUCACCAGACUGUUCUUCAAGUUCGAAAUGAGGAGACACUUACCCAUGUGGAGCUCGUCAACUAGUCAUGUUGCAGGCAGAUUGACGGCAGCAGAAGCUAGGCUAUUUCUCAGCUAAAUGUGUUGUAGUCCCCCAACUACGUGGUCGUGGAAAGCCUUUAUGAGUUGAUUGGUUCAAAUUUGAAGCAUGGUAACUAUCCAG
Closterium sp. NIES-67 is the source of this 1918-nucleotide messenger RNA. The record is from the annotation of a GenBank genome assembly. NCBI's taxonomy places the organism in Eukaryota, Viridiplantae, Streptophyta, Zygnematophyceae, Desmidiales, Closteriaceae.